UGGCCCGUGAACGUCGCCCUGAUACCUUUAGCCAACUUGAACGCAUCCUCGCUGCUUCGAGUACACCAAACACCAAAACACCAUGUCUCCCCCAAUCGCAAUUGACACUGCUCCGCCGUCGGCGGCGCCCAAAACAUCAGGGCAUACAUCCAGCAUGAAACCUGCCGUCGACUUUGAUGCUUCCAAGCAUCUCUCUUUCUCCCCCCCUUCAUCCGUCCUGACCAUGAAGGAUCUAAGUCUUGAGCCCACGGCCCUCUCCAACGUCGCCACAACAGAACCCUUCCCGCUACUAUCCCACGAGGCCGUUCUCCAGCACCGUCGGGAGCUCUUCAGCCCAGAGGUGUUGGACAACUGCCUGCAUUACACGCGCCCCGGCUCCGUCCAGCUGCGUGGCAUGGCUCCUCGCUAUGCCCCAUUCAUCCACAAGUUCUGGCAUUCGGCAGAGGUUCUCAAGAUUGUGAGCAGCAUUGCCGGUGUGGACCUCGUGCCGGCAAUGGGCUACGAAGUGAGCCACACCAACGUUCAGUUGGGACCGGGCGGCGUCGAUGCCGUCCGAAACACGCCCGUCGAGCCACCCACAGCGACGGAGGAUGCCAUCCGCGCCUUUGAGGCAGACAAGGCAAAGAAGAGGGCCGUCACGGAUCAGACCAAGCCGAUUAUUGAGUGGCACAAAGAUUCACAUCCAUGGGUGUGCGUCGUGAUGCUAUCGGACGCGCGACAUAUGACGGGCGGCGAGACGGAGCUCAUGAAGGGCGACGGCACGACGCUCAAGGUGAAAGCACCGCAGAUGGGCUGUGCUGUCCUGCUGCAGGGCAGGUACAUUACGCACACGGCGGCGCCUGUAGACAAUAUGCCCGAGCGCGUCACCAUUGUCACGUCGUUCCGCCCACGGGAUCCCAUGCUGCCUGACGAGACGACCAACGCCAACGUGCGCAACAAGUCGCACCUCACAGAGCUGUAUUACCAGUGGACGACAUAUCGUCUUGAUGUGCUUGCGCAACGCGCGCGCAAUACUGCUGACGCUCUACGCCGUCGGUACGAGGAGAACGUCAAGGCUAGCGACCCGGAGGGUAAGAAGGGCAUGUGUCUCGUUGAGACGGUCAAUGUGGGUGAGGUAGAGGCGUGGGCGGAGGAGCAGAUCAAGUACAUCCGCGAGACGCUGCAUGAGAUGAGGCCAUUGGACAAGUGAAGAAGAAAGCAAGGAAGCAGGUGAACUGGCAGG
Molecule: messenger RNA, 1222 nt
Organism: Purpureocillium takamizusanense
Lineage: Eukaryota; Fungi; Ascomycota; Sordariomycetes; Hypocreales; Ophiocordycipitaceae
Exons: 2
Coding region: 83-1189 (368 amino acids)
Source: RefSeq, a predicted model, not a curated record